Messenger RNA from Dissoconium aciculare CBS 342.82, 471 nucleotides. RefSeq lists its product as uncharacterized. The record is from RefSeq and is a predicted model, not a curated record. The coding region runs from base 126 to 413 and encodes 95 amino acids. NCBI's taxonomy places the organism in Eukaryota, Fungi, Ascomycota, Dothideomycetes, Mycosphaerellales, Dissoconiaceae. The transcript has a single exon.
ACAAAGCAAAGCUGGCCGCUGUCUGAUUCGCGGGCCGUAUUUCGCGCUGUUGCUUUCGUGGCGCGCGGCCGACUCUGACGAGAGCUCUCGGAGAUGAUACAUAUUCUACUCGAGCCGUGUUUCCAAUGCAAUGGGCGGCGCGUACACCUGUUACAACAGCUCGAGGUGGUGGCCAUCGUCAGCUUGCUGCAUGGUGGUGUUACUGCUCAGCGUGCCGAUUUUUCCAUAGCCAGAAUCCUGAGGGAAGCUCAUUCGAUGGCGCUCGGUUGAAGUGGUGGGGUCUCUUUCUCUCUCCCAUCAGGCGCGGGUCAUUCAAUGCUCAGGUCUCACAUUUGGUCAUGAUGUAUUCAGCACGUCCGCAAGUUCGAAAUCAUGACGCUGACUUCGUGAUUUUACCUUCGGACGAUCAUUGAAAAGUAUAUUAUGCAGUCCCAGCGCAAGCACUGUCCUCUUCAGACUGCCCAGCGUUCU